AUGACCCAACCGCCAAUGAAAUUGAGCCAUGGGACAUUUCCACCGGUCCCAUCCAGCAUGGAGGACAAGCCAUGCAAAUUUUCAAUGGAAGAUUUUACCAUCCACGAUAAACUCGGAGAGGGGUCCUAUGGGAAGGUGGUGUUGGCCUCCCAUCCCUCCUUUCAACAGAAGCUGGCGGUGAAGAUCGUUAAUUCAGAAAGAUCUGAAGGCUUGGAGAUUCCAGAGCGUUACAUACUGGGAACAUUGAGGAACCAUCCGUAUAUCACUCAUCUAUUCGGAACAUUCCAGACAGAGACUCAUCUGUUCUUCGUCAUGGAAUUCGUGAGUGGCGGCAAUCUACGGAAACUGAUAGAAACUUCAGCUCCAUUUGGCUACGACAUGAUAAGACGCAUCACUUCUGAGAUUGUUUGUGGCCUGCAAUUCAUCCAUUCUCAUGAGAUCAUCCAUAGAGAUCUCACACCAGAGAACAUUCUACUGGACAGCGAGGGACACAUCAAGAUUGCAGACUUCGGCGUCUCACAGACUGAAGUCACAGAGACCAGAAAGAUGACGGGUACAGUUGCGGGUACAGACGUUUACAUGGCCCCAGAGGUCAUGGACAAAGAAGAAUACAACAUCUCAGCAGACUAUUACUCCUUGGGGGUGAUAUUGUAUGAGAUGGCCGUCAGCCCGGAUCACUUCAGAAAGAUCAAGGAAAACCAGAGUGAAAGUUUGUUAACGACAGUCUUCUCGGAGUUGGAAACCGCUCAUGACCGUUACAUCCGUGAACUCGUAGCUUUGCUCUUAUGGGAAAACAUUGAUAUACGGACAUACCUGGUACGUGACAUCAGACGACACACAUUUUUCGAGUGGUUUAAUUGGGACGAGGUGGAGAAAAGAGAGUCACCCCCAGCAUUUAAACCAAAACCGACUCUCACGGAACCUGAAUAUUUUAGUAUGACGGUAGAGGAAUUUAUGGAUCAUGAAAACCACCUGGAGUAUUCCGAAGAUUCUUCCAUGAUAAGGGAAGAAGCCUCUGUAAACCAAGAGGACCUGGAGUAUUCCAAAGAUUCUUCCAUGAUAAGGGAAGAAGCCACUGUAAACCAAGAGGACCUUGAGUAUUCUGAAGAUUCUUCCAUGAUAAGGGAAGAAGCCACUGUAAACCAAGAGGACCUGGAGUAUUCCAAAGAUUCUUCCAUGAUAAGGGAAGAAGCCACUGUAAACCAAGAGAACCUUGAGUAUUCUGAAGAUUCUUCCAUGAUAAGGGAAGAAGCCACUGUAAACCAAGAGGACCUUGAGUAUUCUGAAGAUUCUUCCACGAUAAGGGAAGAAGCCACUGUAAACCAAGAGGACCUGGAGUAUUCUGAAGAUUCUUCCAUGAUAAGGGAAGAAGCCACUGUAAACCAAGAGGACCUGGAGUAUUCCGAAGAUUCUUCCAUGAUAAGGGAAGAAGCCACUGUAAACCAAGAGGACCUUGAGUAUUCUGAAGAUUCUUCCAUGAUAAGGGAAGAAGCCAUUGUAAACCAAGAGGACCUGGAGUAUUCCAAAGGUUCUUCCGUGAUAAGCGAAGAAGCCACUAUAAACUAA
Molecule: messenger RNA, 1566 nt
Organism: Rana temporaria (common frog)
Lineage: Eukaryota; Metazoa; Chordata; Amphibia; Anura; Ranidae
Product: protein kinase C theta type-like
Exons: 7
Coding region: 1-1566 (521 amino acids)
Biological process (GO): peptidyl-serine phosphorylation; intracellular signal transduction
Molecular function (GO): protein serine/threonine kinase activity; ATP binding
Source: RefSeq, a predicted model, not a curated record